Telopea speciosissima is the source of this 2160-nucleotide messenger RNA. RefSeq lists its product as uncharacterized. The transcript has a single exon. The record is from RefSeq and is a predicted model, not a curated record. The coding region runs from base 1 to 2055 and encodes 684 amino acids. Lineage: Eukaryota; Viridiplantae; Streptophyta; Magnoliopsida; Proteales; Proteaceae.
AUGAUGCUUCAACCCAAAAACCCCUACCCCACCUUGAAGGCCACCAUCACCAGCUUCACCGUACUGUUCUUGCUCCUCCUCACAUUCUUCUUCCCCACCACCAUUUCAUCUCUCUCCAUCAUAGGUCUCGACUCCUUCCUCACCCAACAAUCCCGUCUCGAUCCACAAGCCUUCAACGACUCCUUCCUUUCUCUCUCCUCUUCCGUCAAGAAAUCCCUAUCCCAACAAUCCUUUACUCAUGUCUCCUCUCUCAUCUCCUCCCUUCUUUCCCUGGAAAUCUCAGUUCCCGUCACCAUCAAGCUCGUCGGCUCUUUCUCCCCAAAUUCUCAGUCCCUCCUCUCUUCUUUCAUUUCAGCCACUCACUUCUCUGAUCAAUUCCAUGUCAUAAGCUCCUCCGACCCUCAUCAUCUCACCAUCAAACACUCCCUUCAUCUCGAUGUUUCUCCUUCUUCCUCCCUCGCUUCCUUAAUAUCCGAAUCAAUUCGCUUCGAGAUCGAACGAUCUGCCUCCAGCCUCCGACAUUCUCUUCACUCGGUUCCUUACUCCGUCGUCGAUCGAAUUGUUAAACAGGAUUUCGAGAAGGAGAAGCCCGUUCAAGGGGUUUAUAUUUACUUGCUCAAUUUGAAUCCUCAACUCAAGCCCUACGCCUACACGUAUGGGCUUGGGGACUCUUCCCCUGCUUUUACUAGGUGUUUGGGCAGUAUUUGGACUGGGAAGGAUCGGUACUUGUGGAUUGAUUUAGCUGCUGGACCGGUUGAUUACGGGCCUGCUUUGUCUGGUGAUGGUGUCCUGCCAAGGGGCGAGUUUCAUCCAUUGGCGGUCUUGCACGGCAGUCCCAAGUCUCAGCAAGCAUUGCUUGCGGAUUUGGCGUCUUUGGUUUGGAGUGCCUAUCAGGUUCUGUUGGUUCCUUCUUUGAGGAUUCCGGUUCCAUUUGAGAAUUCGCUUAUAGUGCAGUUCAUCCAUGUUCAUGGGUCUGAAGGUAAGGACAUGCAUGGUCUGGACUGGAAAUCGAUUGAGAGAACGUUUAUGGAUGAGGUUAAUGAUGGGGGUUUGUUGUUGGGGGAUCAGUCAUUGAGGUUUAGAACUUACGAAGUCAUGUUCUCGGAAUGUCCAAUCUGUUCAUUUGCAAUUUCACGCUCGAUGAAUUCAUACACUUCGAGGUUCUUGUUUGAGAAUUAUACAUUGAUAGUCAGCGAGUCUUUGGACUCGAAGCGUUUGCAUCAGAUACUAUCGGAUUCUGCGGAUCAAUUGAGGAGUGCCGCAGGAGUUCCGGAUGAGGAUUUCGGUAGGGUUCUUCCGGUGUAUAUUUUUGAUUUGGACAUCAAUAGGUUGAUGUUGCUUGAUCGGUACCACCAGUCGGUUGCUUUUAAUGAUAUGGUCAUUGCAGUGAGGACAAGGAGUACUCAGACGGUGGGUGAUUAUGGCUGUAAUGGCCGUCAUGUGAUCACGCAGACAAGGGAACUUGAGAGACCCCUUGUUGGCUCGAUUCUCCAGAGUAUGUGGGGAGUGUCACCAACCCAUCUGUUAUGGAGCCCCAGACAUAACAGCACUCUGGUGGAUUAUACCUGGAGUGUUGGCCAGACUCCAUUUGGGCCAUUUUCAGAGAUUUCAUCUUUGUCAUUCGUGCAGAAGGAUGCUGCCCGGAGAAAUGUCCUCCUGACAUCUCUGAAUUACAGUAUCACUAGUGCACUUGAGGUGCUUGAUUCAAUAUCUGCACAUGGUGCGGACAGAAACCUGCUAAAACAGAAUCAACAUGUUGAGUUCGUGCAAAGGUGGAAUUUGUUCAAGUACAAAUUGGAUAAAGCUGUUUCUGCACUAUCUCAUUUGGACUUUGAGAUGGCUUUAUAUUACUUGAGGUCUUCUGACCAUGACUUGUAUGCAAUCCACUCGCUUCUUUAUCAUGCAUCACAAGAACUGGAGGCCUCUCUUGUUUGCUUCAAGGAUCCUCCAUUUCCAUGGGCUUCAGUAUCAGUAGGUGGACUAUGUUUCUGUUCAAUCAUAUAUGUGUACUCCAAAAGAGAAAAGCUCUUUAAAAGCAAAAGAAAGCAGUUUUGAUUCAUCUAAAGAGUGAGUUUGUACCAAUUGGACAUUUUAUGACCAUGUCAUCUUGUAACAGAGGUAUAUUAUCAAUUAAAAAACAAGUACUUAGUUUGGUCAUUA